AUGCUUGACACGUCACAGACCGAGGUAUAUUGUCAAGACCUCGCGAAAAGAGCGUGUUCACGAAGUCUUGAGCCAUCGCGAACAGCCAGGCUUCACGGGGUCUUGGGUCAAGAGAUCGCAAAGCUAGCCUGUUCGCGAGCCGAGUUAAAGACGUCGCAAAGCGAGCCUUUUCGCGAUGUCUUGAGUCAAGAACUCGCGAAGCCAGCCUUCUCACGGGGUCUUAAGUCAAGACCUCACGAAGCCAGCCCUCAAGACUUCGCAAAGCCAGUCUGUUCGCGGUGUCUUGAGUUUGUUGGCGAAGCCAGCCUGUUCCCGAUGGUAUUCAAGACCUGGAGAGCAGGCCCUUCGCGACGCUGUUGCACACAUGUUGCAUCCCCCAGACUCGCCGCAGUAUGCGUACGACAUCAGACUCAAUCCCAAGAGACCAUGAUUAGUCUGACCAUCAUUGUGCAAUCUAUGUACCACCAAUCGAAUGUAAGCGAUUGCUAA
This is a messenger RNA of Puccinia graminis f. sp. tritici CRL 75-36-700-3, 489 nucleotides long. RefSeq lists its product as uncharacterized. The coding region runs from base 1 to 489 and encodes 162 amino acids. The record is from RefSeq and is a predicted model, not a curated record. The transcript has a single exon. Lineage: Eukaryota; Fungi; Basidiomycota; Pucciniomycetes; Pucciniales; Pucciniaceae.